UGAGAGCUAGCAGCGUAGCUUCAGCUCCUGAUGCUGGUUAUUCACACCUUUUAGCCAAAAUGAAACGAGACGGAAAUACAAGACUGUCUGGGUAGUAAUGCUCGCCACAGGAGGAAGACUCCACUGAGAGGAAGAGGAGGAAAAAAGAAAAGGAAGAAAGAAAAGGACGAGAAACUAAGCAGUCCAACGUGUGGGUGAGCAGGAUUGGUGCUUUCUGCUCUUUGAAGCAUCCAUUGCUGCUAACCCUUUAAAUCCUCGACUCUACAACCAGCAUCUCGACACCCCGUAACUAUGACAACAGGGGGGUGUUGCCACCUGCCCGGCUCUCUGUGUGACUGUGCCAGCAGUACAGGAGUUGGAAAAAGCAUUGAGGAAGCGGGUGGGGAUGGGUGCCAGGCGCUCUACGUCACCCAGGUCACAGCCAUAGAUGGACGGUUGCUGUCAUCCGUACUCAAACCCGUCUGUACACAAAGUGAUGGCCCCAUCUGCCGUAUUUGCCAUGAAGGCGGUAACAGCGAGGGUCUCCUGUCCCCAUGCGACUGCACCGGCACCCUCGGCACAGUGCACAAGAGCUGUUUAGAGAAGUGGUUGUCAUCUUCUAACACCAGCUACUGCGAGCUCUGCCACACUGAGUUCAGCAUUGAGCGCCGACCAAGGCCUCUCACAGAGUGGCUGCGGGACCCCGGUCCUCGUAAUGAGAAGAGGACGCUGUUCUGUGACAUGGUAUGCUUCCUGUUUAUCACCCCCCUGGCAGCCAUUUCAGGCUGGCUCUGCUUGAGUGGCGCUCAAGACCAUCUUCAGCUGGGGAGCUGGCUGCAGGCCGUGGGUCUCAUAGCCCUCACCAUCGCCCUCUUUACCAUCUACGUCCUCUGGACCCUGGUUUCUUUCCGCUAUCACUGUCAACUGUACUCCGAGUGGAGAAGAACAAAUCAAAAAGUACGUCUGCUCAUUCCUGAAGCAAAGGAGUCUAAUUCUUCCCAGCAUUCCUUGCUCUCUACCAAACUGAUGAAGAAGUCUGCCAAUGAGAGUAUAGUAUGAGAUCACAUGAAGAUGAACCAUGAUAACGGUGCCAUUUACUUGUGGGGGAUGAUACUCUGUGCAUUAUGCCUGCUGAAUGGACUUUCAACCAGCACUUGUAGGCAUUUUCUGUCAUGUUUUCCCCCCUUUUUUUCUUUGACUUAUCAGUACAUUUUUCACACAACAUUUUUAAAAAGCACUCCUCCUGUGGGGUGCAGAAAUACGCACAUUUAAAUGGAGUCCAUCAGUCCUCAUGCUGGGUUUUCACCAAGCUAAUGUGAAAGGGACUGAAGAAUGGAAGAGCAUAUGAAGAUGUGCAGAGGACCUACGUGAACAGUCUCAUCGUGUUGGAUGUAUGACGGUAACAUAAGCUAGCAGUGAUAGAAGAAUAAGGGAUGAACAAACUAACCUGUUAAAUGGACUUAAAAUGUAAUGAAUGCUCUGCUUAUUUUGGAUCAGUGGUCCACAGAAGACUGCAGAGUACAGCAGGUUCAUUGAUUGUUCUACUGCAGUGAUGAAGUGUCUAAACUGCUCGAUACAUGUCAUAUCAGGGCACUUAACUACUUGGGCCUUGCAUUCUCUGCACAACAUUGCCCACUGAGGAGCUGAUUCCAUAUUAAUCUGUGAAGGAAAAAUGAGAAGCUUACCUUCAAUUAAUUAACAUUUCACUAUACAGGUGGCAGUUUGCUGUCUGGGAUGACACUAUUGGACCUUGAAGCUCUUAGCCUGUUGGACUUUUUUUUCCUGCACUUAUUUCCACAUCUCAUCCGAGAAUGGGUGGCAGCACAACAUUAGAGAUUGUGCAAUAAAGCACUGUGGGCAUCGAGGUCUUCACCUCUACCGACAUGCACAGUUUCGCAUGCAAGUGCUGUUAAUAUUUCUUUGGUAAAACUUUUUUUUAAAUAGUAGAACCAUUUUUUAAACCACUAAAGAAUGAACAGAUUUACUAUUUACUAUUCCUACUGAGGUAGGGGUUUAACAGUGUCCUCAUGGAGGUUCUUGUAUUAUCAGCACUUAAGAAGUGGGUCUUUAUAUUUAUAUUGAUUGAUAAGAAAGCUUCAUCAAAAUGGUUUUUCGAGGUACAUUUCCACAAGCAUUGUUUGGUGGCUGAUGCAGUGUGAUAAAGCAUCCUUCUGAUGGCCCAUUGAAGUCAUUGAUUUAACAAUUCUCUCCCUCUUCUCUGUACUGUGUUUGUGUAGUUUUCAUGAUCACAUCAGGAAUCAGGGACUAAGAAACUUAGUAGUCAAGUGUAGUUUCUCUGAUGUGAUGGGGGGAAAAAAUCUUCUCCUAGGUGAUUUUCUGUGUUGGUGUUUCUGCCAGACAGGAACUACCAACAAUGACUUUAAUAGUGGAUCCAUUAUGCAAAGGUGAAAGAUCUACCAAGGCCAAAUCUGACUAAAACUUUUAGUCUUUUUCUUUCAAGGAAGCCACAAGAUGCUCAAAUGCUUUCCUCAGUUCAUUUGAUGAAUGUUGUCUUUUUUUGAUGUUACUGAGCAGUCUGGCCCAGUAAGGACUGGCUGUGUUACUUGUUUAGGGGGAGAUUUCACUUGUACAUACAGUAAGUAGGUUGGAGCAGUUUAUAAUCGGUCCACUUAUGGUGGCUCUGAAUAUAUCAGAGCAGAUGUUUUCUGCUUUCCUAACCAA
Messenger RNA from Scomber japonicus (chub mackerel), 2661 nucleotides. It is a transcript of the gene marchf2, whose product is annotated as membrane-associated ring finger (C3HC4) 2. Gene Ontology annotation, molecular function: zinc ion binding; ubiquitin-protein transferase activity. The transcript has 5 exons. Lineage: Eukaryota; Metazoa; Chordata; Actinopteri; Scombriformes; Scombridae. The record is from RefSeq and is a predicted model, not a curated record. Gene Ontology annotation, biological process: protein ubiquitination. Bases 292 to 1038 code for a protein of 248 amino acids.